AUGGCCGACAGCUCUGCUCGUAUUAUCAAGCAAGAGACAUCAAUCAUGGACUUCGAUACACCCAGCCCUCCGCUAUUCCGAUCUGAGGAUCUAGAGGCCAUGCACGUCCGUAUGCUACGACGUCCGCCCCAGUACGCAGCAGCUACCAUGACUUCUUCUGAGUUGUCCGAGUACAUCAGACAUCAGCGUAUGUUUCUGCAGGAUCACUUGAUCAACUGGGAGCAGCGACCCUGGUUCUAUGUCGGCGAGACUGUGAAUGGUACAAAACCACCGUCCCCCCUCCCAUAUGUACACGACCCCUUCUUGUUCAUGGCCGCGUCCCCCGAACCAGAUGCCUCGCCUUUGGGGUUUACGUCGCCGCUCCCGAGCCCGUCCAGCCCCGAUCAUUCGCUUUCGACAACUCAGUCGUCGCCUCCCGACAUUGCAUUGCCAACCAAUGCGUCGGAGGACCCCUCAGUCACCAGUCCAGCUACCCCAGAAGAUGCGCUGGACGAGGAUGAAGUGGACGAGUACCUUUUGCAACCUGGCGAGAAGGUGGCCGCACGAGCUGCGACUCUCGCUGAGCCAGACCCGCCCGCCCUUCUUUCUGCAUUCACCAGAGGAAGGGCACUCCUCCGUAAACUCCUCAUUCCCUCCAAGCGCGGAAAGAAGCGAACCCGUCGACAAGUAGCGGAGGAGGACAAGGAGAACGAGAGGGCGCAGCGACUCCGCGCGGAGGAGCCAGCAGCCGGUUCAUCGACCGCGCCUGCGAGAUACCCAGCGCGCAAGAGAGCGAAGCGAGCUUGA
Molecule: messenger RNA, 786 nt
Organism: Trametes versicolor FP-101664 SS1
Lineage: Eukaryota; Fungi; Basidiomycota; Agaricomycetes; Polyporales; Polyporaceae
Exons: 4
Coding region: 1-786 (261 amino acids)
Source: RefSeq, a predicted model, not a curated record